Dimorphilus gyrociliatus is the source of this 2035-nucleotide messenger RNA. The record is from the annotation of a GenBank genome assembly. Lineage: Eukaryota; Metazoa; Annelida; Polychaeta; Dinophilidae.
CAUGUUAAAAGGAAUCAGCUUUCAUGUUAAAAGGCGAAUAGGCACAGCUUCAAAACUAGUGACGACUUUUAACCAGCGGCCCAAGAAAAAAUUUAGUCUAAACUAUCCCAAGAGCUCGGUUGGAUUAUUCAACAUAUCAGAACUAAAUCAUCCUGAUGGCUUCAAGGUUCUUUUAGAUAGGGCUCAAACAAGGGUAAGGGAACUUUUCGAUGAAGCCAUUGCUCAAGACAGAAAGAGAAUACUAGUGGAAAUUUUUGAUGACAUGUCCAAUACAAUUUGUAAAGUAGCGGAUAUGUCAGAUUUUGUUAGAACAUGUCAUCCGAACUUAAAAAUGGCAGGAGCGGCUGACGAAGCUUUUAUGAAUUUGUCACGAUUAGUUGAAGAGUAUGGAUUGAAUACCAACAAAACAAUUCAUGAAGCUUUAAAAUAUACUCUAAAAAAUCAAGAUGUUAAGGAGUUGACUGAUGUUGACAGACGUGUCGGCUGGAUGUUUAUUAACGAUUAUGAACAAUCACUUGUGGCGGACGAUAAGAAGGCUAAAGAAUUUGUUGACAUUACAAAUGAAAUUUUGAGACUUGGUACUAAAUUUUCGCAGAACUGCGCUAUUCCCGUAGGCAUUCCUACCGAAUUUCUACCGAAAGAUUUAUUGAAUGUGUUUCCAAAGAAUGGAGGCCAUAGUCUUAUUACACAUCAGUAUUCUUUUCACCAUAAUGAAAAAGUAAGAGAGACUGGCUAUAAAUUAUUUUACGGAGAGGAAAAGUCCCAGUUGGAAAUAUUGGACCAAUUACUGCUGGCGCGUUAUAAAUUGGCUGAAGUAACAGGUUUCAAAAGUUACGCAGAGAGAUCUUUAAAUCAAACUAUGGCUCAAACUCCAGAAUUUGUUGAUUCAUUUCUACAAUCUUUAUCAGAAAAAAUACGACCAAAAGUCGACGAAGAAAUGAGAGAAGUUUCAAAAGCACAUGAAAAAAAUUUUGGUAGUAAAGAAGUUCAAGUAUGGAAUACCCAUUACUUGUGCAAUCAAAUAAGCCAAAUGAAAAAUAACUUUAAAGCUAGUGAGAUUGCUCCAUACUUGUCUUUGGGAACUUGCAUGGAGGGACUAAAUAAUCUUAUUCAGGAGAUCUUUCGAAUUAGUUUGAACGUUGAAGAUACAGAACCAGGAGAGAUUUGGCACGAGGAUAUUAAGAAAAUUGUAGUUAGAGAUGAAGAAAAUAAUGACUUAGGGACAAUAUAUUGUGAUUUUUUUGAAAGACAAGGUAAACUUCCUCAAGAGUGCCAUUUUACAAUUUGUGGAGGAAAAGAAAUGGCAGAUGGAACCUAUCAAAACCCAAUAAUAGUAGUUCAUCUUAAUCUCCCAAAAUCUAGUUAUCCAUGUCUUUUAAAUACGCAAUCCUUAGAAAAUUUGUGGCACGAAUUUGGGCAUGCGAUACACUCAAUGUUGGGAAGAACAUAUUAUCAACACACUACAGGAACUAGAUGUCCAUCAGAUUUUGCAGAAGUUCCUUCAAUAUUUUUAGAAAAGUUUGCAAGUGAUCCAAGAGUUCAAAAAUCAUUUGCAAAACACUAUGAAACAGGUGAAGAGUUAUCCGAGAAAAAAAUACUUAAUUUGAAUAAAUCAAAAAAAAUGUUCAGUGCAAUGGAAACGAACGAACAACUAUUCUACUCUAUGAUUGAUCAAGCUUACCAUGGACCACACCCUUUAAAAGGCAGUACAACACAAAUCUUACAGAAUAUUAUGAAAACAUACUAUCAUCUACCUUUCGUUAAAAACACCGCUUGGCAGGGAAGAUUUAGUCAUCUUAAUGGCUAUGGUGCUAAAUACUAUGCAUAUAUUCUCUCCAGAGCUGUAGCAGAAUCAAUUUGGCAAGAAGCCUUCGAAAAAGAUCCUUUUAGCCGAACUGCUGGAGAAAGAUAUAAGAAAAAAAUCUUAGUUCAUGGGGGAUCACGCCCGCCAUACGACUUGGUAAAAGAUAUGCUGGGUUCAAAUAUCAACAGUUCUACUCUUGUUAAUUCACUUUCCAGGUCAUUUGAACGUUGA